Molecule: messenger RNA, 1836 nt
Organism: Ogataea parapolymorpha DL-1
Lineage: Eukaryota; Fungi; Ascomycota; Pichiomycetes; Pichiales; Pichiaceae
Product: Nucleolar protein 9
Exons: 1
Coding region: 1-1836 (611 amino acids)
Biological process (GO): endonucleolytic cleavage in ITS1 to separate SSU-rRNA from 5.8S rRNA and LSU-rRNA from tricistronic rRNA transcript (SSU-rRNA, 5.8S rRNA, LSU-rRNA); endonucleolytic cleavage in 5'-ETS of tricistronic rRNA transcript (SSU-rRNA, 5.8S rRNA, LSU-rRNA); ribosomal small subunit export from nucleus
Cellular component (GO): preribosome, small subunit precursor; 90S preribosome; nucleolus
Molecular function (GO): RNA binding
Source: RefSeq, a predicted model, not a curated record
AUGGGUAAACCUAGAGGCAGACGAGACAAGAGAAAAGAGAAGCUCGAGGAGGACAUUGAGGAGACUCAAGCGACCAAUAUCAAGGAAGCAACCCCAUUUUUUGGGCUGCUGGAUUCCACAGAACUGGAAUACUUCAAACAGGCAGAGUCUACGCUUAAUAUAAAUGCUUUUAGUAGCAGCGAGGAACGGGAGUACUUUGUUGCGGGUGUUUACGAGGAAUCGAAGGGCAAAGAGUUGAAGCUUGUUACAAACCAAAUUUGCUCCAAAUUGGUGGAAAGACUCGUUCUGGUAGCCACGGAGCGUCAGAUGAAACAACUGUUCAGUGCAUUCAAUGGUCAUUUCGUUCAGUUGUGCUGCCAAAAGUACUCAUCACAUGUGAUGGAGACGUAUCUGGUCAGAAUGGCUAUGUAUGUGGAGAAACAAAUGACGUCUGAGCCGGAGGAGCCGGAUGCUGACGAGGAAUAUGUUUCCAUGGAAAACAUGCUUCUUUUUCUCUUGGCCGAGAUCAAACCGCAGCUGGAUAAUCUAAUUGUCCACAGGUAUGCGUCACAUGUGCUGCGCGUGAUAUUGCUUAUUUUGGGAGGCAAACAGCUGCCAUCGACGGUGGAAUCUAACUCUGUGCUCCGGUCCAAGAAGUCCAAGAUUGCGCGCAAGAUGAUUGAUAUCAAGGACAAUGAAGACUACAAACGUUCGUACAUGACUCCUUCUUCGUUCAAAGACGAGCUGGCAGACAUUUUGAGGCUUGUGAAUGAACAACACGACACAAAGUCGCUAAGGGAGCUAGCGAUAGACAAGAUUGGGUCUCCGGUGAUUCAGCUCCUGAUACAGCUUGAAGGUAUUGUUGACAAAGAUCGUACGCUGUGGUGCAAAACUUUCAACGUGGUUUCGCACGAAAAGGACUCGAAAGAAGAAGCGUUUGUGGAGUACCUGCUGUCGGACGCUGUUGGCUCUCAUUUUUUGGAGACAGUGAUCUCCACACAGCGUCACAAGAACGUCGAACGUUUGUUCCAGUUUUAUAUGAAAGACCGUGUUUUGAAGCUUGCCAAGCGUGAAACCACCGGGGCAUACGUGAUUCGAGCAUUAUUGAAGAAGCUCAAGCCCGCAGACCAAAAGUUCCUAUUGGACGAGCUGGUUCCGCAUCUCAACGAGCUCAUUGUCAAUGGGUUUGACUUUGGUCAGAGCAUCAUGGAUACUUCACAGGAACGCGGAGAUCAUCUGAAGCCAGAAAUCGUGGAAAAGUUCAUUCAGUUUUUCCGUCUUGGCGAGGAUUCAGACAUAUUCGAAAGCGUUCUCAGACUUUCGACGUCCACGCUGGGGAACACAAGAGACGACUGGCCUACAGCAGAUGAGCGUCGGCGAGCACUCUUUUUGGAGAAGCUUGUCUCAUACGAUUCAAAGUUCUUGCAAGAGUGUGUUGAUGCAUUGAUUGCCAUGGAGCCCGACAAGCUGAAGGCCAUGUGCAAGCACGGCGUCUUUUCGCACGUUGUGGAGAAGUGUUUAAGCAAAGACGUCGACACAAUCAGGCGCAAGAAAAUACUCAACAAACUAACAGACAUCAUCGCAGAACUGGCAUGCCAUGCAACUGGAUCACACAUCGUUGAUUGUUUAUGGGGAUUCACAUUUGGACUUAAUAUGUAUAAAGACAGGGUUGCGAAAAUCCUCUUUGACAAUCGCGAGAUCUUGAAAAACAGUGGCUACGGCCGCCAAGUGUGGAAGAACUGGCACAUGGAGCAGUACUCUAGACGGUAUGCCGACUGGAAGAGAAUAAUAAAAGACGAACUGGUGCGCGAUCAGGAGCCCGAAGAAGAGAAGAAACACAAGCCUAAGUCAAGGUAG